AUGCCCACCGUCAUUAACAUUGUGUCGAAAGGUGACGAUCAAAUCAAACGUCAAAAUUACCUUGGUGAUGGUGUGAUGGCAUUCGUAGGAGAGCCUGGUGACCCAGCUGCAGGUGUAGCCAUGUCUGCAAUUAUACAAGCACUUUAUGAAACUAACAUGGUAGCAAUUGUCAAGAAACUUAACUCUGCACGUGGUGUUCCAAGGAUUGGUCUUUUAACUCCACAUAUCAAAGCAAAGUAUGAGUGUUUAUUUUAUAAUGAACUACCAUAUAAUGAGGAUGUCAGACAGUAUACUUUCUCAUCACUGACAGCAAGUAAAAGAAAUCAACCCAGUGAGGAACAAUUACAGGCUGUUGACAAUCUUAUUACAUCGAUGGAUUUAACCCAAGUUGAAGAUGAAGAUGAAAAGACUGAAGUUUUGAAACCCAAGUUGACCUUUAACCCAUACCUACAGAGGGUAUAUCAGUGUUUACAGCAUCGAGUGCUGAACCCAAAUGACCCAGUGCCUGACAUUGACCCUGUUAUAGGUCAAUAUCUACAGCCAUGUCAAGAGGUCCUGACAAAAUGUAAACCCAAUUUGGACAAAAUGACAAAGGUUUUCAAGUUAGAUCGAAUUACAAAGAAGAAAGUAGAUGCCACUGGUGAGAACCUUUGGAAGCAGAGUGACGUCAAUGAAUCUGGUCCAGCUGCAAAGAAACCCAAGAUUGAUGAAGAUGGUGAUUUUACUAUGGAGGGAAUGGCAAAGGGCAAAAUUACAGAGGUAUGUUGUUGCUUUUGUUGCAAGUAG
Saccoglossus kowalevskii is the source of this 786-nucleotide messenger RNA. RefSeq names its product DNA repair protein Ku80-like. Gene Ontology annotation, cellular component: Ku70:Ku80 complex; nucleus. Gene Ontology annotation, molecular function: DNA helicase activity; double-stranded DNA binding; telomeric repeat DNA binding. Gene Ontology annotation, biological process: telomere maintenance; DNA recombination; double-strand break repair via nonhomologous end joining. The record is from RefSeq and is a predicted model, not a curated record. NCBI's taxonomy places the organism in Eukaryota, Metazoa, Hemichordata, Enteropneusta, Harrimaniidae.